AUGGCCGAUUACAACUUUGGCGGCUCAGACGAGGAAAAUGCAGAAUUGAAAAAGCUUAACGCUGAGGUGCUCGAAGAACCAGAUAGCUUUGAGAACUGGGAAAAGCUUGUACGGGCUGCAGAAGGCCUCGAAGGUGGUCUGAACCGGAAUUCCAGUCCCCAGUCAAUUGUGACUGCAAGAGAUAUCUACGAUCGAUUCCUGGCAAAAUUUCCACUACUGUUUGGGUACUGGAAGAAAUACGCAGAUCUCGAGUUUUCCAUCGCCGGGACAGAAGCGGCUGAGCUGGUCUACGAGCGUGGUGUCGCCAGCAUAACCAAUUCUGUGGAUUUAUGGACAAAUUACUGCUCGUUCAAGGUCGAGACCAGCCAUGACCCCGAUGUCAUCAGAGAGCUUUUCGAACGGAGCGCUGGAUGUGUGGGCCUUGACUUUUUGGCGCAUCCCUUCUGGGACAAAUACCUAGAAUUUGAGGAGCGUCUAGAAGCGCACGACAAGAUAUUUCCUAUUCUGGAAAGAAUUGUCCACAUCCCAAUGCACCAAUAUGCUCGGUAUUUCGAGCGUUUUCGACACCUUGCACAAACUCGACCUCUGAGUGAGCUCUUGCCUGCCGACCUCCUAGCGCAGUUUCGGUCUGAGGUCGAACGAGAAGGGCUUGCUGAAGGUGGCGAAUCGGGCAUAGAGAGGGCCGUGAGGCAGAAAAUAGAUAACUUUCAUUUGGAGAUUUUCAACCGAACCCAGACCGAGACAACUAGGAGGUGGACCUAUGAGUCAGAAAUCAAGCGUCCGUACUUUCACGUCACAGAGCUUGAUGAAAGUCAACUUGUCAACUGGCGGAAAUACCUCGACUUUGAAGAGAUCGAAGGAGAUUAUGCUAGAACAUCUUUCUUGUACGAGCGUUGCCUAAUAACUUGCGCGUAUUACGACGAGUUCUGGUUAAGAUACGCUCGAUGGAUGAUCGCUCAGCCUGGCAAAGAAGAAGAGGUCCGGCACAUAUACCAACGAGCCAGCACUUUGUAUACUCCGAUCUCAAGACCUGCGGCACGUUUGCAUUACGCCUACUUCGAGGAAUCGCUUGGCCACGUGGAGCUAGCCAAAGAUAUUCAUGAGGCGAUAUUGAUCAAUCUGCCAGGGCAUAUAGAAUCAAUCAUAUCGCUUGCCAAUGUUGCUCGGCGCCACGGUGGCCUCGACGCUGCCAUACAGAUCUACAACUCUCAGAUAGAUUCUCAGCAAUGUGACAUUUACACAAAGGCGGCCCUUGUCGCUGAAUGGGCAGGUCUGCUAUGGAGAAUCAAAGGCUCCGUUGAUGAGGCUCGACAGGUGUUCCAGAAGAAUCAGCAUUGGUACCUUGAUAGCCGACCAUUCUGGGUGAAGUACCUUGAAUUCGAAUUGCAGCAGCCUACAAGUGCUGCAACAGAGUCCAAUCAAUAUCAGAGGAUAAAACAAGUCCACGAUGAUAUUCGAAGAAAGAGCCGCCUCCCACCGUCCACCAUGAAAGACUUGUCCCACUAUUAUAUGGUAUAUUUACAAGAACGAGGCACCAAAGAUGCCGCUAAGGAAUAUAUGGAACUCGAUCGCGAGGUAAAUGGACCUUACUCGGUUCAGACCGUCAUGAAAACCAAGACGACAGAAGAUGGCAAAGAGGCAACAACACAGCGGCGAUUGAUGAUGACCAACGGCCAUCCUGGUGUGGAGGUCGACGAUGCUGCCAUUAGAAGAGGAGAAAAUCCUUAUACCAAAUACUACCAACAGCAAGGGGAGCAACAAUUGCCGGGUGAUUCUCAGGUAGGAGCUUACCCAGACUCAAUAAUGACCGACUCCUGA
Messenger RNA from Bacidia gigantensis, 1818 nucleotides. RefSeq lists its product as uncharacterized. NCBI's taxonomy places the organism in Eukaryota, Fungi, Ascomycota, Lecanoromycetes, Lecanorales, Ramalinaceae. Gene Ontology annotation, cellular component: U1 snRNP; U2-type prespliceosome; commitment complex. Gene Ontology annotation, biological process: mRNA 5'-splice site recognition; RNA processing. The record is from RefSeq and is a predicted model, not a curated record. Bases 1 to 1818 code for a protein of 605 amino acids. The transcript has 4 exons. Gene Ontology annotation, molecular function: protein binding.